Messenger RNA from Dermacentor silvarum, 1055 nucleotides. RefSeq lists its product as uncharacterized. Bases 135 to 977 code for a protein of 280 amino acids. Gene Ontology annotation, biological process: cell differentiation; multicellular organism development. Lineage: Eukaryota; Metazoa; Arthropoda; Arachnida; Ixodida; Ixodidae. The record is from RefSeq and is a predicted model, not a curated record. Gene Ontology annotation, molecular function: protein binding. The transcript is spliced from 8 exons.
UCUGCAACGCUCUCCCUCUCCGUACUUUCUUUUUCGUUUUAUCCCGGCCAGCGCGGGCAACCCGACUGCCGCUAGACUGGCAGAGCCGUUUGCCGGCCUGCAGUCGAGAGCGUCGCGUCUUUAUCGGAAGCAGUAUGUCUACCGGAUUCGGUCCCAAUAUCCUCGUCGGCUCCUGCGUUGCGUUCCUGCUCCUCAGUCAUCAUGCGGCACAAGCCGUGCCGACAACGAUCGAGCCGCCGGGCCAAAGGGACCUCCAGCCGGACGGCGUCGGCAGCGAGGGCACGACCACAGAGCAGCCGCUGACAUCUACAAAUGCACCGCGAGUCGCAGACAGCCCUGGAGUCUUUGUGUGUGGUGCGCCUUGCAGUGAUUCCUUUCCGGUUCCCGUGUGCGGGUCCGACGGCCGAGUCUACAACAGCGAAUGCUCCAUGAUGAACGCCAACUGUCGGAAACAGAGACGGAAGCGUGGUUCUCACGAGCCGGUGCGCGUAGUGGAUUGGGAGCGCUGCCGCGGCCGGCACCCGCUCUGCCCGGACAAGUGCCUCGACAUCUACGACCCGGUGUGCGGCAAGGACGGACGCUUCUACCCGAACCUCUGCAUCAUGCAGCGCAGGAACUGCGGGAAGGUUAUUGGUACCCAGACGUUGGCCGUUUGCAUAGCGAGCGCCAGAGAGGCCCGCAAGCUGCAUUCGUGCCCGCAGGACUGCUCGGAGCUGUACGAACCCGUGUGCGGCUCCAACGGCGAGGUCUACCUGAACGAGUGCUUCUUCAAGAAGGAGACCUGCGGGAGCAAGGACCCCGUGCAGAUGGUGCCCCUGAACCGGUGCCUGGAGCCCCCCAAGUGCCCCAAGCGCUGCCUCCCCAUACUGGACCCCGUGUGCGGGUCGGACGGACAGCGCUACCUCAACCAUUGCCGCAUGCAGCAGAGAAACUGCGGCCGGAAUGUCGUCGUCAUGCCAAAAAGCUUCUGCUCGUGACCACCUCCGUGUUUGUCUUGUUUUCUUUUUGUUUGGUUACCAUUUUACUAGAUUCAAUAAACUUUUUUUCCCAAAAGA